Cylicostephanus goldi is the source of this 332-nucleotide messenger RNA. NCBI's taxonomy places the organism in Eukaryota, Metazoa, Nematoda, Chromadorea, Rhabditida, Strongylidae. The record is from the annotation of a GenBank genome assembly.
AUGCGUCGUUACACAAACCGAUGUGAAGAUGCUAUUGCUGACAAUUAUCCACAGGGUAUGGUCGACAAUACAUCUCAGAUUGCUCGCCUCGGUAACCGUGUUCUCAUGGCAGCUCAAAAUGAAGCUGAAAACUCGGAGGAGCCAGCGUAUUGCGAUCGAGUAAACAGUGCGGCGAACCAAGUGCGCUCCGGGGAGAGAAAUGAUCGUGACCUUCCAAAUGUGCUUGUCAGAAAUGGUACUUCACAGCAGAUUGUCAUUUUGCUGUAUUGCAAUGUGAAGGCAAAUGGGAGUGGCGGGAGCGAAUUAUCAGCGAUUUGCCUAUAUCGGUAGGG